Molecule: messenger RNA, 3257 nt
Organism: Rattus norvegicus (Norway rat)
Lineage: Eukaryota; Metazoa; Chordata; Mammalia; Rodentia; Muridae
Gene: Akr1d1
Product: aldo-keto reductase family 1, member D1
Biological process (GO): bile acid biosynthetic process; steroid metabolic process
Cellular component (GO): cytoplasm
Molecular function (GO): oxidoreductase activity; Delta4-3-oxosteroid 5beta-reductase activity; 17-beta-hydroxysteroid dehydrogenase (NADP+) activity
Source: RefSeq, a predicted model, not a curated record
UUCAUGUCCAGACCUUGGGCUCUGCACACUGCUUUGGCAAUACUGGUGAAAUCACAUUUCUGAAGCUCCAGUGCCAAGCCCAGAGAGCAUAGAUGGAAUGCUGAAUGAGGCAGUCCACCACAGUUUCUCUUACCUCUACGAUCUUCCAAUCAUCAAAGUACCCGGCAAGACCUUUAUAGCAGUGAAGACAGCUAUUGACGAGGGGUACCGGCAUAUUGAUGGGGCCUACGUCUACCGAAAUGAACAUGAAGUUGGUGAGGCCAUCAGAGAAAAGGUGGCAGAAGGGAAGGUAAAGAGGGAAGAGAUUUUCUACUGUGGAAAGUUAUGGAGUACAGACCAUGAUCCAGAGAUGGUCCGCCCAGCCCUGGAAAGGACCCUGCAGACCCUCAAGCUAGAUUACAUAGACCUUUAUAUCAUUGAGAUGCCCAUGGCCUUUAAGCCUGGAGAGGAAUUUUAUCCUAAAGAUGAGAAUGGCCGAGUGAUAUACCACAAAUCAAAUCUGUGUGCCACGUGGGAGGCACUGGAAGCUUGCAAAGACGCUGGCUUGGUGAAAUCCCUUGGGGUGUCUAAUUUUAACCGCAGGCAGCUGGAGGUCAUCUUGAACAAGCCAGGACUCAAGUACAAGCCUGUCACCAACCAGGUGGAGUGCCACCCGUAUUUCACCCAGACAAAACUCUUGAAGUUCUGCCAGCAGCAUGACAUCGUCAUUGUCGCAUACAGCCCCUUAGGGACCUGUCGCAACCCGUUAUGGGUGAAUGUAUCUUCUCCACCCUUGUUAAAGGAUGAACUCCUAACCUCGCUGGGGAAAAAGUACAAUAAGACACAAGCUCAAAUUGUGUUGCGUUUCGACAUCCAGCGAGGGUUGGUUGUCAUCCCUAAAAGUACUACCCCUGAAAGGAUCAAAGAAAACUUUCAGAUCUUUGACUUCUCUCUCACCAAAGAAGAAAUGAAGGACAUUGAAGCCUUGAAUAAAAACGUGCGCUUUGUGGAGAUGCUCAUGUGGAGUGAUCAUCCUGAAUACCCAUUUCAUGACGAAUACUGAACAUGGAAAUUUCUUCAGUGGAGUUUUUUUUGUCUUUCAUUCGGGAUCUUGAGCUGAUUAAUCCCCUCCAGUCGUAGAAAUAAAUGGGGUCUUGCUAUCUUCAGAUUAAGUUGAGCAGAAUACACCAUGCUUAACUUGUGUAUAGUAUUAAUUCAACUUAGCUCUGAUGAAGAGAAGAUUUAAAUAUAUCUAAAUAGUUUGUUGGAAAAUGCUUUACUAGUAUCUUUAGCUCAAUGUGUUCUAGAUUGUUGAUGGAAAUUACCGAACUUUAAUUCAAAAAUAACAAAAUAUAUAAAAUACAAGAUACAAUAUAAAAUAUAAAAUACAAAAAUAUAAAAACAGGUUCUAACCCAGGAGUCUGAGACUACCAUAGGGAGUUUGAUUUGUUUAGCAUUUAGCAGGACAACAAAGAGGUUGGCAUGCUUCCAGGUGCUGACCAUAACCAUGACCCAAACAAGGUCAUGGACACAAGAUGGACACAGCCAAGACACAAAUCCACAUACCAAUAUUAAUGCACCUUGAGUAUAGACAGAACUGGAAGUCUAGAAAGUCCUAAAGAAGAACAUAAAGCAGGAUGUCCCGGGGCUAGAGGUUCUCACUGGAGGACUUGCCUGGCAGACUGGAGACCCAGGGUGAGGGUGUGGGUGAGGACUAUCAGCAAAGCCAUAACGAUUCUGUUUUUACCCUUUGUUUCCAUCCAGUGUGCCCAUUCAGCUUUUAAUGUGCUUGAAGGACAGACAGUUACCGAUUCCUUCUUAAAUUGUUUUUGUUCAGGGCAGUGGGGAAUUGAGACAGGGUCUCAGGUAGUCUGCUCAUGUAGCUGCUUACAAACUUGCUGUGCAGCUGAGACCAGUUUUGAAUUCUGAACCCCUGGUCUCUCUUCCAUUUUUCAUGGCCUGAGCUUCCACCUGACUGGUAAGCCCCACUUGUACUGUGCUGUAAUCAUUCUUGCCCACAUUCAUCAAGGAAACCACCAUGUAAAGUGGCAAGAAACAAUCAAUAUAUACAAACCAAGAUUUGUAUCAUAAAAUGGUCUGAAGAUGGUGAUUUUUAAAAGAAUGAUAUUUUAAAAUAGCCCAUUUCUUUCUUUCUUUCUGAAUCUUUUAAAAAUUAUUUUUAUUUUAUGUGCAUUGGUGUUUAGCCUGCAUGUGUAUCUAUGAGAAUUGUUUGAACUCAUGGAACUGGAGUUACAGACAGUGGUGAGCUGUAGGUAGGUGCUGGGAAUUGAACCCAAGUCAUUGGGAAGAGCUGCAAGUGCUCUUAACUGCUGAGCCAUCUCCCCAGCCCCCAAAUGAAUUUGGGAAAUACUAGAAGAUAAAGCUUUGUAAAAGUAGUUUUUUAAGAUCUUAAGAAUAUAUUGAGGUAGCUAUCUGAAUUUUGACAAAGCUGCAAGUUCUUUUUUUUAAAUUGGAUUUUUAAAAAUUUAUUUACAUUUCAAAUGUUAUCCCCUCUCCUGGGUUCCCAUCCACAGACCUCCCUAUCUCAUCCCCCCUCUCCCUUCUUCUAUGAGAGUGUUCACCCACCUACCCACUCCUUCCCUCCUCCCUGCCCUGACAUUCCCCUACACUAGGGGGUCGAGUCUUGGCAGGACCAAGGGCCUCUCCUCCCAUUGGUGCCCAACAAGGCCAUCCUCUGCUACAUAGGCAGCUGGAGCCAUGGGUCUGUCCAUGUGUACUCUCUGGAUGGUGGUUUAGUCCCUGGGAGCUCUGGUUGGUUGGUUCUGUUGUUAUGGGGUUGCAAACCCCUUCAGCUCCUUUAAUCCUUUCUCUAAUUCCUCCAUUGGGGACCCUGUUCUCAGUUCUAUGGUUGGCUGUGAGCAUCCACCUGUGUAUUUGUCAUGCUCUGGCAGAGCCUCUCAGGAGAAUCAGGCUCCUGUCAGCAGAGCACAAGUAAUUUUAGCGUAUAUAAAUUUUUAAAAAGUGAAUUAAAUGAUUACAACUGUAUCUAUUUUUAAUUCAUCUGAAAUACAGUACAUUUGUUUAUAUUAGAUCACUUCCAAAGGGUGAGAGAAUUCUUCAAAAAUAAUAUAUUUUUAAUAUCAAUAGAAGAAAUCAAAUGGCCCAAAGAGAAACAAGUUUUUGAGAAAUUAUCACUUAAAAAAUGUGAUCAACAUGAACCAUUUUUGUUCAAUACUGUUCAAUAUUGUUAACAAUGCUGUUCUCUGGAAAAUAUUUUAUUCACAUGAAUUAAUAAAAUAUAAUGAUUUGUUCUACCA